Messenger RNA from Trichoderma breve, 1836 nucleotides. RefSeq names its product alg9-like mannosyltransferase family domain-containing protein. Gene Ontology annotation, molecular function: alpha-1,2-mannosyltransferase activity. NCBI's taxonomy places the organism in Eukaryota, Fungi, Ascomycota, Sordariomycetes, Hypocreales, Hypocreaceae. Gene Ontology annotation, cellular component: endoplasmic reticulum membrane. The coding region runs from base 1 to 1836 and encodes 611 amino acids. Gene Ontology annotation, biological process: GPI anchor biosynthetic process. The record is from RefSeq and is a predicted model, not a curated record. The transcript has 4 exons.
AUGGCCGGCCACAGACGCGCUCCAUCGGCCUCGUUCAAGGCCAAGCCGCGCCUCUCCCCGGUGCCCCUUCGGGAUAUAUUCAUCAUCCGCCUCGUCAAUGCCUGGUAUCUCGCCACCUUCUUCCAGCCCGAUGAGUUCUUCCAGGCUCUGGAGCCGGCUUGGCGCCUCGCCUUUGGGGCCAACAGCGGCGCGUGGCUCACAUGGGAAUGGCAUUAUCAACUGAGAUCCUCUCUCCAUCCUCUCCUCUUCUCAGGCGCCUACAUGGCCGCAGAUCGCCUCUCCGCCGUCUUCCCCCCAGGAAACGCCAUCCGCUCUGCCAUUGUCAUUGCCGCUCCCCGUAUCCUGCAGGCCUUCAUUGCCGCUCUGGGUGACUGGUACACCUGGCACCUCGCCGCCAAUGUCUACGGCUCUGACAGCAAUGUGUCCUUCUUUGCUCUCUUCAUGCAACUCCUCAAUCCAUGGCAAUGGUACUGUUCCACCAGAACAUUUUCCAACUCCCUAGAGACAACCCUCACCGUCAUGGCCCUGUCCUACUGGCCCUGGCAACUCGUCGGCGUCGCCCCCUAUUCCAUUAAGGAGAACUCGAAUCCCUUCAACGUCCUGCGCGGCAAGCUCUGGCGCCUCCGCGCCUCACUCUGCCUCGCUGCCUUUGCCGUCGUCCUGCGUCCUACCAAUGUCCUCAUCUGGCUCACCAUUGUCUUCAUUGCCCUGACGAGGAUCACGCUGCAGGGCAACUCUCCACUGAGUUUCUCUUCCGUCCUGGUUCUCUUCAGAGAGGCCAUUCUGUGCGGCUCCUUGGUCGUCGGCCUUUCCAUUGCGGCUGAUCGUCUUUACUUUGGCUUCUGGACCUUUCCGCCUUACAACUGGCUCAAUUUCAACAUUUCAAAGUCGCUUGCCGUCUUCUAUGGUCGUAAUCCCUGGCACUAUUACCUCCUCCAGGGCAUUCCUCUGCUCUGCACCACCAGUUUGCCCUUUGUCCUCCCGGCGCUUAUCAAGCCUUCAUCCAAGACCACCGAUCAGGCCAAUAUCCUCAGGACACUCUCCUGUACCGUCUUCAGCACCGUCGUCGCGCUCUCUCUCAUCUCACACAAGGAAGUCCGCUUCAUCUACCCUCUGCUCCCGGCUCUCAGCGUCCUCGCCGCCCCGCGAGCCGCGGCCUUCUUCACCACCCCCUCCGGAACCAAGUCACCCACUGUCCGCCGCGCUCGCCUUCGCAACAAACCUCUCCUCCUCACUGCUCUGGGCGUCAACGUCAUCCUCGCCGGCUACCUAUCAUUCCUCCACCAACCGGCCCCUCUCACCGUCCUAUCAUUCCUCCGGAAACAAUACGAACGCAUCCACCCUUCCGCCGUUCACUCCGCCCACGCAACUCAUUACGCCUCUCCCCCAAACGGCACUCAGGAAGACCUCUUCGCCCUCUUCCUCAUGCCCUGCCACUCCACCCCCUGGCGCUCCCACCUCGUCUACCCAGGCCUCUCCGCCUACGCACUCACCUGCGAGCCCCCAUUGCACACUCAGCCAAACACCCCCGAGCGCGACCUCUACCGCGACGAGGCCGACCGCUUCUACGACAACCCCGUCCCGUUCCUCCGCCACGAGCUCUUCGCCCCAGAGAACCCCGUUGUCCCCGUUCCGCGGUACAUUGUCGGCUUCGAGGGCGUGGAGUCUUGGCUGCGCGAGUUCCUGGAUACCCCUGAGGGUAAAGGACUGGGUAUAUCGCAACUUACACCUGUAUGGGCUGGUUUCAACGGGUUUUCCAACGAAGAUUGGCGGAGGGCGGGUUAUAUGAUGGUUUGGGACACGGGGGUCUACGGAGAAUCUGGCGCAAAAGCUUGA